GUUUCCAUGGUAACCUACUCACCGCUGAUAAUUACCACCUGGUGAAGAUUCUACAGAAGCAACUUCUUAAAUACGGAGGCGCUAUGGGAUUAACACUGACCAGGGCGGCCCAGUGGACCACAUCCAGCUCAGGCACGGCCAAACUGGAGUCCACUCCACUGAAUGAGUCCUUGUUGAAGGAAAUCCUGGAAUUUGUGGAGAAGAUUGGUUCCAAGUCCCCACAGGAGGCAGAGCAUGUGUUUGAGGAGCCGCUUCAAUGGAACACCACCUUAGUGGCAUCUCAUUUCAAGAAAGGCUAUAACACCAGGGGCUCAACUGUAAAGUCUAAUGAAAAAGACAGUGAGGGGAAUCCGUUGCUGCAGCUUUCUCCACCUUCACUUUAUGUUCGCAACUUCAGCCAGCUUUCUAAACUGCUUCAUGUGGCGAAAGAUAGGAAGCUUCAAGAGGUUCAAGCGUGUCUUGAAGAAAAUAGAGACCCCAUGGUUAACAUCCUUGGUUGGAACUUUAUCUCCAAGUUGGACAGAACACGUUCUCCUCCAGAGGUUCCCAUAGACGCAUCAGAGAAAGAUGUCAAAGUCAAGCUGUUCAUCUUGCUCCAGGAUAUUGAUAAAAAGAUCCUCAACAAGCUUGUUGCAGAAAUAUCAGAACAAGUCCAGCUUGAUCCCACCAUCGUCACAAAGGAAGUGGAGUUAUUCAAACAGUGCUGCACUGAAGGGGAGGAGAGGCUGCUGAAGUCACUGAGAUACACAUCAGAUUUUGAGUUUUCAAACGGCUGUCGCGCUCCACUUUGGAGACAGGCGCUGGGUGAGAUCUGUUACCUUGUUAUUGAGCCGUGUGACGGUGAGAUCCUGAACAUCACCUGCAGCUCUGCUGGAGUCUUUCUUAAUGCGGGCUUUCAACAGGAAGGAGACGAGAGUCACUAUGAGAGAAAAAGUGAUUUUUAUGAGGAUUUAGCAUCACUUCUAAAGAACAGAUCCCCACAUUUUGCAGAGAACAUAAACAAACAGGUGGUUGAUGGAGAGGAGCGAGGCCGAGCCCAGAAGUCGGAGAAGCAGCAGGAAAACAUUGUGCAUCAGUGGGAGAGACUACAGCGAGCUCUGUACGGCAGGAAGAAAUGUGACACAUGUCAGAGAUGGAGGAAUCUUGGUGUGCUGACUGUAUGUGGCCCAGCAGAGGAAGAGAAGGCCAGGAAGAGCUCUGUAGAGAAGAAGAGGCCUGGAGCCAGGAGCAGGAUGAAAGCUGAAUUGUCUGCUUCCUAUUCACCUGGACACUUGUCCUCCCAGAGAACGAAAACCUCAGCAGGAGCAGUCGUUGAGGAGCAGUUCAGUGAGAGCUCCUCUGAGACUGAAGAGGAAGAAGAGCAGCCAGAGCGGCGUUCAGAGACCAACCCGGACCUGCCCUCUGAAUACUGGCAGAUCCAGAAACUAGUGAAGUACCUCAAGGCAGCGGACCAGACAGUCACCGUGCUUGUUCUCUGUGCCAUGAUGGAGCUGGAUCUAACGAAGGAGACCUGCCAACUGGCUAUCCAGGACUUAGGUGGGCUGGAAGUCCUCCUUAACUUGCUGGAUACAAACGACAUCAGAUGCAAAAUUGGGUCUUUAAAGAUCCUGACAAAGAUCAGCCAGAAUGGUUUCCUGCGACAGACCAUUGUACACAUGAGAGGCCUGCAGAGGAUGGUGAAUAACCUGGACUCACCAGUGAAGGAGCUGCAGGCCUUGGCUGCUGAGACAAUUGCAAACGUGGCUAAGGACCGCAGAGCAAGGAGAACCGUCAGGCACCAUGGAGGAAUCAGGAAACUGGUGAAGCUGUUGGACUGCAUCCAUGACUCCGCCAACCUGAGAGCAAACAUGGAGAAGGAUCUGGAGGUGGCCCGCUGUGGAGCCUCAGCUCUGUGGAGCUGCAGUAAAAGUAGCAAGAACAAGGAGGCCAUACGUAAAGCUGGGGGGAUCCCUCUUCUGGGACGCCUGCUCAGGUCUCCACAGGAGAACAUGCUGAUCCCUGUUGUGGGCACCCUGCAGGAAUGUGCCUCACAGGAAAGCUACAGGGUUGCCAUUCAGACUGAAGGGAUGAUUGAGGACUUGGUGAAAAACCUGAGGAGGGACAAUGAUGAGCUCCAAAUGCUUUGUGCCAGUGCAAUCUUUAAGUGUGCAGAGGACAAACGGACCCGGGACCUGGUCCGCAGCAACAAAGGCCUGCAGCCGCUGGUUUCACUGCUCGCUAAAGCAGACAACAAGCAGCUCCUGGCUGCUGCCACUGGGGCCAUUUGGAAGUGUUCCUUCAGCAUGAAGAAUGUAGCCAUCUUUCAGGAGAGCAAAGCUCUGCAGACCCUGAUUGGUCUGCUGACUGAUCAGCCUGAAGACGUCUUGGUCAAUGUAGUGGGAGCUCUGGGACAGUUUGCCCAGAAACCAGCUAACAAGACCGCCAUCUGCAACGGUGGGGGCAUCAAAGCUCUCAUUAAUCUGCUCAAUGGAACAAACCAGGCUCUGCUUGUAAAUGUAACAAAGGCUGUGGGAGCUUGUGCCACAGAGAAGGACAACGUGGCAAUCAUUGACCAGCUUGAUGGAGUCCGCCUGGUGUGGUCACUGCUAAAGAACCCCAGCACAGAAGUUCAGUCUAGUGCUGCAUGGGCCCUUUGUCCGUGCAUUGAGAAUGCUAAGGAUGCCAGGGAAAUGGUUCUGUUCCUGAUCGGUGGACUGGAACUGAUUGUGCAUUUGCUGAAGUCAACAAACAACGAGGUGCGGACGAGCAUUUGUGCUGUCGUGGCCAAGCUAGCCAAAGACAAAGAGAUCCUGGGAGUCCUCACUGAUCGUGGUGUUGUCUCCCUGCUGGCCGAGCUGAUCAACACAACUGAUAACAGGCUUCGCUGCUACUUGGCCGAGGCCAUCGGACACUGCUGCAUGUGGAGAAACAACAGGGCUUCCUUUGGUGAAUAUGGAGCCGUUGGUCCUUUGGUCCGUUACCUGGAGUCAAAGGACACUUCAGUCCUCAUGAGCACAGCCAUGGCCCUGUACCAACUGUCCAAAGAGCCCAGCAACAUCAUCACCAUGCAUGAGGAAGGAGUCGUCCAGCAACUGAUCCACCUCACAGGCUCUGAUGACAGCAAGCUCCAGGAGUUUGCUGCUGGAUGUUUGCGCAACAUCCGUCUCCUGUCACUGGCCAAUCAGAGGGCCGCUUGUUCAAAUGAGAACCCCUGAUCUCAGCAGAAACCCUGGAAACCCACAAGAGACUGAAAGAAAGGUAUCAGGAUGGUGAGAAGAACCGGAUGUUUCCAGAUCCUCCAAACAUCAGAAAUAAUUACCAAGAACAAGAUGGAAAUGAUGAAAUAAUUAUUUUGAAAUCUGAAAAGGGCAACAGUAUUAACAUUGUCAUGUUAAUAAAAGACAAAAAUGCUCCAAGUGUUUCAGAUCUUUUCUAUCAGAUAAUCUGAUGAGAUUCAGAUGAAAACUAUGAUCUGGACUAGAGAGAGUCUAUUUAUUUGUCCUCUAGCUUCUGUUUAGCAGGAAACUUUCAUCCUGAACUUCAUGUUCCCAUCAGUGACAUCAUCACAAGUUAUUCCAAACACUCAGGAAGUCCUCCUCUGGCUCUCUGACUGUCUGAAC
Messenger RNA from Fundulus heteroclitus (mummichog), 3599 nucleotides. RefSeq names its product armadillo repeat-containing protein 4. The transcript is spliced from 21 exons. NCBI's taxonomy places the organism in Eukaryota, Metazoa, Chordata, Actinopteri, Cyprinodontiformes, Fundulidae. The record is from RefSeq and is a predicted model, not a curated record. The coding region runs from base 84 to 3194 and encodes 1036 amino acids. Gene Ontology annotation, molecular function: protein binding.